Molecule: messenger RNA, 2756 nt
Organism: Elaeis guineensis (African oil palm)
Lineage: Eukaryota; Viridiplantae; Streptophyta; Magnoliopsida; Arecales; Arecaceae
Product: CDPK-related kinase 7
Biological process (GO): protein phosphorylation
Molecular function (GO): protein kinase activity; ATP binding
Source: RefSeq, a predicted model, not a curated record
UCCCAGAACUCCCAACAUCAGAUUUGCGUUUUCCUCCCUAAUGACAAUGAACAGCUGCCACCCUGAGCCACCCCACAAGAAGAGCUAAAAAGCAAAAGGAGGGGAUUCUUUUUUUCUCCCUUUCCUCUCUUUUCUAUCAUUCCUCUUCGCUCCCUCCACACCCUGUUCAGCAUCUUUCAUCUUGGGAGAGGGGAGCCCUCCUUUCCCUUUCCAAGUCCCAGGCACUGCCCCUCAUCAGGCUCUUUCCCAAAUCCACUAGAUUCGUCCCUUUCCCUUGAAAUUCCUUCCUUUCUCCCCUCUUCUCCUCAAAGUUGAAAUUUUAUCCAUUUCCUGACUCCCACUUCCAUCAAAAUUUGAACUUUUUUUUUUUCUGAUACCUCUUAGGCUGUUUUGUGUCAUUCAUCUGAGUCUUUCCUUUCCUGGAUAUUCCCCAAUUAGAAAUACUGAGUAUUGGACUGUUCUGGAACACCUUCUAAGCCGUUUUUCUGUUUUUCUUAGAGCUGGAUAUUCUGCUGAGUGCUGAGGCUUUUUGAAAGUUUUCUUAUUAUGGAGGCUGUUGAAUUCUGAGUUUUUUUUUUUUUAAUAAUUCUUGGGUCUUUUUUGUUUCCCCUGACUGGGUGUUGGUUUCCAUGGGUCUCUGCCAUGGAAAACCAAUCCAAAACCCCGAAAUCCAAGACGAAAUCCCUGCAGUUCCCAAAAUAGAGGAGCCCCCGGGGCCGAAUCCAGGGACCCCGAAGCAGCCCAAGUUCUCCUUCUACGUCCCCAGCCCUCUGCCCAGCUCUUACAAGAGCUCGCCGGCCAAUUCGAGCAUCAACUCGACCCCUCUGCGGAUCUUCAAGCGACCGUUCCCUCCUCCAUCGCCGGCUAAGCACAUUAAGGCGUUGCUCGCCCGGCGGCAUGGAUCGGUGAAGCCGAAUGAGGCCUCGAUCCCGGAGGGCAGCGAGGUUGAAUUGGGACUGGAUAAGAGCUUCGGGUUCUUGAAGCAGUUCUUCUCAAAGUAUGAGCUUGGAGAAGAGGUCGGCCGCGGGCAUUUUGGGUAUACUUGCUCCGCAAAGGUGAAGAAGGGAGAACUGAAGGGCGAGGAGGUGGCUGUCAAGGUUAUUCCGAAAGCGAAGAUGACGACAGCUAUUGCUAUUGAAGAUGUGAGAAGAGAAGUGAGAAUAUUGAGCUCUCUCACAGGUCACAAGAAUCUAGUUCAGAUCUAUGAUGCUUAUGAGGAUGAAGACAAUGUGUAUAUCAUAAUGGAGUUAUGCAAAGGUGGUGAAUUGUUAGACAGGAUACUCUCAAGGGGUGGGAAAUAUUCGGAAGAAGAUGCCAAGGUUGUCAUGGUUCAGAUAUUGAGUGCUGUAUCAUUUUGUCAUCUUCAAGGUGUUGUUCACCGAGAUCUCAAGCCGGAGAAUUUUCUUUUUACUUCAAAGGAUGAGAAAUCUACCUUGAAGGCCAUAGAUUUUGGCUUGUCAGACUUUGUGAAGCCAGAUGAAAGGCUGAAUGACAUCGUAGGAAGUGCAUAUUAUGUUGCUCCUGAAGUUCUUCACAGAUCUUAUGGAACUGAGGCGGACAUGUGGAGUAUUGGUGUCAUUGCAUAUAUUUUGCUAUGCGGAAGCCGCCCUUUUUGGGCAAGGACAGAAUCAGGUAUAUUUCGUGCUGUUCUGAAGGCAGAGCCAAGCUUUGAGGAAGCUCCAUGGCCUUCUCUGUCUGCUGAAGCUAAAGAUUUCGUUAAGAGGUUGCUGAAUAAGGAUUACCGUAAGAGAAUGACUGCUUCACAGGCUCUCAGUCAUCCUUGGAUCCGAGAUUCUCAAGAGAUUAAAAUUCCUUUGGAUAUUAUAAUUUAUAAGCUUAUAAGAGCUUAUAUAUGUUCUUCUUCUCUAAGAAAAUCGGCUUUGAGGGCCCUUGCAAAGACUUUGACAGUAACUCAGCUUGCUUAUCUGCAAGAGCAAUUUGCACUUCUAGGACCAAACAAGAAUGGCUACGUCUCCUUACAGAACUUAAAGACGGUAAGUUAUUUCCUUUUCAUGAAAUUUUUGCAUUCCUCCCUGGAGUUACAAGAUGUAAGUUUGCAUUUGCAGGAAUUGUUAAAAUACAUGACUGAGGCAAUGAAGGACUCAAGAGUUCUUGACUUUGCUAACAUGGUGAGUUCUCUUCAGUAUGGAAAGUUGGAUUUUGAGGAAUUUGCUGCUGCAGCCAUAAGUGUGUAUCAGAUGGAAGGUCUUGAUACUUGGGAGCAACAUGCUCGUCGUGCAUAUGAACUCUUUGAGAAGGAUGGAAACAGGCCUAUCAUGAUUGAGGAACUUGCAUCGGAACUUGGCCUUAGUCCUUCAGUCCCUGUCCAUGUUGUUCUGCAAGACUGGGUUAGACAUUCUGAUGGCAAACUAAGUUUCUUGGGAUUUGUUAAACUUCUACAUGGGGUUUCUUCACGGUCGAUUCAAAAAGCCUAGCAUUAUCUGGUCUUUCAUCAAGCAAGAAAGUUUGUGAGCAGCAUUCAACAGCUGAAUUGUGAGGCAUGGAAACUGGAGCAAGCCAUUCUAUGCAUGCUCCUAAUCGGGGAAAUAGAGAUGGAUCUAACUGAAUCAUCAUCUAUUCAGAGCUCCAUCUCUUAUUGAGAUUUCAAUUUUUUGUUUUGCCACAUUGAUGGUUAGUGUACUGUAGUUGUUUAGAGGAAUGUACAGAUGAGGAUGGUAAGGAUGGAAGGCUAAAUGGAAUUGAGGCUUGGACUGGGUAUUUUUUUUGUCACGACCUGAAAUUCAAACUUGAUCAAA